ACGGAAUCUGCACGUACAAAAUCUGCAUUUUAUACCCAUACGAUUUAAAACAAAAGAGUAACAGGCCCUAAUUCAGUUGUCACUUUCGCCCGGGUCUAGGGUUUCAUCAGUCUGAGCACGCGCGAAGCUUCCCGAAUUUAUGUUUCUUCGACUCUCGGUUGAUCGCAGAGCUGAUAGAGAGAGAAGGAUAGAAAAGUUCGUGUCUGCCACCUAACUCCGGAGAUCGGUCGUUCGAUGGAGCUUUCCGUCCGCCAUUUUUUGAGGUAUAAAACAAGAAUCUAUGGUUCUUGGAGUUUUGGUCGGAGGACUUCGUAGUUUGAUUGUUCUACGAGGCUUCGGGGUCAGGGUUUCGAUUCAACACCGAUCGAAUUGGGUCCUAGACAGCUGGGUAAUGUAUGGAAGAGAGCAGAUAGAUUUGUGAGAAGUUUGGAUAGAUGAACUCUGAGUAAUGAGAUUUUCUUCCGUAUACAGUGGAAACAAGUGGCUUGUGUGGAAUAAACGGGGCCAAGAAAAGUUGUUCUGCUUGAGAGGGUAAGAUGCCAUCUACUUAUUUUUCAAGUCUCAGAACUGCUGUGCGGUGUGGAACCCGGAGGUGUUUUACAGGGCAAGAAGGUGGAUCUCAAGACUCGGUAGAGAUUUUACUUGGCCAAGGAAAAUUGUUGUUUGGAAACUCAAGAUUGUUUCAUUCGACUCUUGCUAACUUCAAUAUAUUUUUGCGACCUGGCACUAUUUUUGCUGCGAGGUCAGAUUCUGUAGUUAAUCAAAGAAGAAAUCUUUCAGUUGUUGGGGCACUUUCCCGCACAUUUUCUAUACCGUCUGUUUCAGGCCCUUCAUUUCAGGUUUGCGGGUAUCACAUUGAUUUACUCCUCUCUGAUCCUAGUGACAGUUCUAUCGGCAGUAGGUUUCAGAAGGCAGCCAUGGCUGCUUCUGGUUCAAGAUCUGUACUUACUGAUCGCUAUCUUGAUAAUUUAACUCUAAGGCGUGCACAGCUUGCAACAUCAACAAAUAAUGGGAGUAUUUUUAUUGGAAAUAAUAGUUUUGACAGGUGCAGAAAAGUUAGCAUGAGCUUAAAGGAUCAAGAGAAACCUAGUAGUUACGUGAUUUAUGGAUAUUUCACAUAUAAUAUUUAUAAGAGAAGUUUCAACUCUGAGUCAUACACAGGGUCUGGUUGGAGAUAUUUUCAUGGCUCAUCAUCUGCAUGUAUCUCUGCUGGCACUGCACCUGACGUGUCUUUUGACAACUCUGCACGUGAGGAACAGCUUGCUAGUUCAACUGUUUCAUCUGAGCAGAAGAUCCUAAUGGAUAGAACCAUGAAGCUAGUUUCAGGGUCGUGUUGCUUGCCACAUCCUGACAAAGAAGAAACUGGUGGGGAGGAUGCACACUUUAUUUGUGAGAAUGAACAAGCUAUAGGUGUUGCAGAUGGUGUUGGUGGCUGGGCUGAUCUUGGUGUUGAUGCUGGUCAAUUUUCCCGAGAACUCAUGUCUAAUUCGGUAAAUGCUAUUCAAGAGGAGCCCAAGGGUUCAGUUGACCCAGCUAGGGUAUUGGAGAAAGCUCACUCAAGCACAAAAGCCAAAGGAUCUUCAACAGCAUGCAUUAUAGCCCUCACUGACCAGGGUCUCCAUGCGAUUAAUCUAGGGGACAGUGGAUUUAUGGUGGUUAGAGAUGGAUGUACCAUCUUCCGAUCUCCUGUACAGCAGCAUAAUUUCAAUUUUACAUAUCAACUGGAGAGUGGAAAUACUGGUGAUCUACCCAGCUCUGGUCAGGUUUUUAUCAUUCCUGUCGCUCCAGGAGAUGUCAUGAUUGCUGGCACUGAUGGUCUGUUUGACAACUUGUACAAUAAUGAGGUUACUGCAGUGGUGGUCCAUGCAACGAGAGCUGGCUUAGGGCCUCAAGUGACAGCUCAGAAGAUUGCAGCAUUGGCACGUCAACGUGCACAGGAUAAAAACCGGCAGACACCUUUUUCUACUGCUGCACAAGAUGCUGGGUUUCGUUAUUAUGGUGGCAAGCUUGAUGAUAUCACUGUCAUUGUUUCCUAUAUAACGAGUUCUAGCAAUGUACGACUCUCUGGAUCUUUGAAUCUGUGUCUCUGUCACUGCUAUCACAUAUGCGUUGGCACCCACUUUCCAAAUUUAUUUUUUCCUGUGAUUUUCUAGUUGAGCUCUUGAAUUUCAUGUUCUUCUAGGCUCAUAGUUUUACCAUCCUUUAAAAUAGCCAAUUGGCAUUUCUGACUUCUAUUCAAUCUAACAAUGUAUCCUAUUAUUUAUAGGUCCUCUUAAUCUCUCUCCCCAACUGAGAGGUUGAUUGGACGAUAGAGUUUGCUUGAAUAUCAAGCCAAUUUCUUACUUAUUUUGACUGGACCUCACUGCUGGAGAACAUCAUCCAGAAGUGCACUUGAACGAACCCUAAUGGAGGACAGCCUCCUAGGCUGCCUACUUUGCCUUCCCACUUGCUUUGGUAGUUGAAGUUUUAAUUUAGACAAUGUUAAUCUUAAUAAUUUUGCUUCUUUGAGGGUGGUUUUAUAGAUAUAUACGUGGGGUAUAUAUGUACUUGUUUGUUUGUGUGUACACAUGAAUGCCUGUGCUUGCUUGUGGGAACAGUUAGCAUGUAGUUGUAACUUAAAGAUCAUUCUCUCAUCUCUCAUCCCAUCUCAUUUUCCUCUUUCCUUUUUCCAUUCUCCUCUCUCCCUUGUCCAUUGUCCUGUAUCAUUUUGGCAUCAAUUUAAUUUUGUUUCCUCAGUUCUGCUGCAUCCAUUGUCAUGAAUGAGAGCUCAAUUUUCUCUUCUGGUCUCUCUUGGAAUGAGAAAUAGAUUUGCCUUUUUUGGUUUAAAAAAUGUCACUAUUGAUUAUGUGCCAUUUCCGAGCCUUUACUUGCUAAUGAUCGAGUCUGGAAUUAAAAUUUGAAGUUGGUACAUCUUUUUAUUGCAGGAAAACAGUUCAGCUGGCUCAGGCUAGAGGCUAUAAAAUAUUAAUGUUUCUUCAUGACUUAAAUCCGGUAUGGUGAUGCUGAUCGAGAAGUUGGUACAUCUUUCAUUGCAGGAAAACAGUUCAGCUGGCUCAGGCUAGAGGCUAUAAAAUAUUAAAGUUUCUUCAUGACUUAAAUCCAGUAUGGUGAUGCUGAUCGAUGAUUCAGCAGAUUGCCUGGCAAGCAUUUUUCAGGGAUUCUGAUGGUUCAGGUGGAUUAGAAAUCAUGUUAAUUCUGCCAUGUGUUUUGUGGGUGUUUUUGGUGAAUGGACAGAUACAGUUGCAUCCUUCUCUGAUAUCACUGAUAAUGUAUAUACAAAGGUUUAAGGUUUUUGGUUUUUGGUUUUUGGUUUUUGUACUUAAAUUUAUAUAGAUAUGGAAAGCCUUUAUUCACCA
This is a messenger RNA of Malania oleifera, 3356 nucleotides long. RefSeq names its product probable protein phosphatase 2C 55. The transcript is spliced from 5 exons. NCBI's taxonomy places the organism in Eukaryota, Viridiplantae, Streptophyta, Magnoliopsida, Santalales, Ximeniaceae. The record is from RefSeq and is a predicted model, not a curated record. The coding region runs from base 537 to 2153 and encodes 538 amino acids.